CGUCCGACGUUCAUUCAUUCGCGUUCCGUGUGCCAUUCCGUCGUGUUGUGCGUGUUCAGUUUACCGCCGUGAUUAAUCACUUGAUCGUUUGUUUUUUAUACGCACCGUGUUAUCACACCGCACACAUUUAUUACAACAUUGUCGUUAAGUUUUUUUUUUUUUUAUAUAUACAUUAAUAUAUAACCUCGGGUUGAUUUUUAUAUCUAGUUUAUAAAAAUAAUAAGAGUACAUCACACAGUCUUCAAUAAACCGUGUGUGGAAUAAGUGAAAAGGUCUGUAAGCGCGGGCGCUUGUAUCAUACUAACUAAAAUGGUAAAUAACUCGUCCAGCUGCAUGAUGUUGGACGAAGCGUUCUACGACGAUCCUCUUAUACCCAAAGUUGAAACCCACACCAAUGAAGUGAACUUCCUAAAAAGACCGAUGACAUUGGAUUUGAACUCUUGCAAUAACGAAAACUCAGCUAAAAAACUGAAAGUCCUGCCACCUUUGUUGACGUCACCCGAUCUACGCAUGCUCAAGUUCAGCUCUCCCGAGUUGGAAAGGUUCUAUAUAUCCCAACAGACCGCUCUUGGCCAUAUCAGCACACCUACACCAUCUCUAUUUCCUAAGUCUGUGACUGAGGAGCAAGAAAUGUAUGCCCAACCAUUUGUCGAAGCGCUCAAAUGCCUACACCACAACAAUGAUUCUAACAGUGCCACUCAAGUAGAAAUACCAAUGACCAGCAGUGGUAGUAAUUCUUCAGAAUACCAAUCUGAACCCCAGUACUCUGUGUUAAUGACUUCAAAUGACUUUUCCAAUAUUAUUCCUCAACAUGUUAUCAAAGAAGAACCUCAAACCGUACCCAGUGUCACCUCAUCAUCACCACCCAUGUCACCUAUCAACAUGGAAUCCCAAGAAAAAAUCAAACUUGAAAGGAAAAGACAAAGGAAUCGAGUGGCUGCAUCCAAAUGCCGUCGAAGAAAAUUAGAGCGUAUUGCCAAGCUAGAAGAUAAAGUUAAAAUACUGAAAAAUGAAAAUUCUGAACUUACCACAGUAUUGAAUAGACUCUUGGAACAGAUAUGUCAAUUAAAACAAACGGUUGUCGAACACAUGCAUAAUGGAUGUGAAUUUGCAGUCAACUGCCUGUGACCUUUAAUAAUGAACACGGAUGAAUUUAUCAAAAACAUCCUAAAUUUGGGUGUUACUUCCUGCCUGUCUGUGAGUUUUUCAUAUUUUUCUACAAAAUUUUUAAUGAACCGAUAUUAUUGCUUCAAAAGUUGCUCAAUUUCUUUGUAGCCUAUUUUAAUAUGUUUCUUUUUAUAUGUUUAAAAUGUAUGUAAUAGUGUAUACUAU
This is a messenger RNA of Melanaphis sacchari, 1332 nucleotides long. It is a transcript of the gene Jra, whose product is annotated as transcription factor AP-1. NCBI's taxonomy places the organism in Eukaryota, Metazoa, Arthropoda, Insecta, Hemiptera, Aphididae. Bases 310 to 1128 code for a protein of 272 amino acids. Gene Ontology annotation, biological process: regulation of transcription by RNA polymerase II; regulation of cell cycle; regulation of cell population proliferation. Gene Ontology annotation, molecular function: DNA-binding transcription factor activity, RNA polymerase II-specific; RNA polymerase II cis-regulatory region sequence-specific DNA binding; transcription factor binding. The record is from RefSeq and is a predicted model, not a curated record. Gene Ontology annotation, cellular component: transcription regulator complex. The transcript is spliced from 2 exons.